Sclerotinia sclerotiorum 1980 UF-70 is the source of this 135-nucleotide messenger RNA. RefSeq lists its product with no specific name. The transcript has a single exon. The record is from RefSeq and is a predicted model, not a curated record. Lineage: Eukaryota; Fungi; Ascomycota; Leotiomycetes; Helotiales; Sclerotiniaceae. The coding region runs from base 1 to 135 and encodes 44 amino acids.
AUGGUUCACUCAUCGGUUGAUGGCCUAGUUAUCGAUGUUAUUAUUAUGGAAGUGUUGAAUAUCCGGAGUGCUGUGGUCAAGAAUAAACAUAAAAUAAGACCGAGCAGAAGUACGAUGACGAUAUUAACUACGUAG